ACGAGGGAUAGGGCCAGAUGGGACGUUGACGAGGCGUGGGCGCUCGCAACUUCACCCCUUGGCGACGACGACGAAGACGUGCGACGUGCUGAAGCAGGCGGCCGGCAUGACGUUGCGCCGCGCGCUGCCGAAGCGCGUACCGCCCUGGAGCGUCACGUGACGCCCCACAGCCGCCCGUUGCGGGCACGCCCCGAACGCCAACGGCGCAUCGUCGUCCGGUCGCCGGCCGCCAUCUUGUGUGUCGCUCCUUUCCCGUCCCGCCUGUCGUGCCUGGUCGUCUUGCUGCUCGUGUUCCUGCUGGCGUGCCUGUUCUCAGCGGCGUCGGCGUACGACAACGCUUGCGCGGCUGUUCACGAGACCCCGUGCCGAUCGAAUCCAAUCCUGAACGAAGUGGUGCCGCCCAACUACCAUGGCUCCGAGGCACCGACAUCCGCAACAGGCGGGCCAGUACAAAUCUAUGUGUCCUUCCAGGUCAUGGAUAUCGACGAUAUCAGCGAAGAGAACAUGGCGUUCCGCAUCCACAUGUUCGUUGUGGACCUGUGGCGCGACGACCGACUGAACCUGAGCCGCUUCCUGGACGACAUCGCCUCCUCUGCCAACACGAGCGCCGAGGGGCCGCGCAGGCACGCCUCGCGCGUGCUGCCCGACGAAGUGCGCGCGGCCCUCUGGAAGCCCGACCUGAUCUUCGUCAACUCCAAGAACGGCUACCUCUUCGAGCACUCGGUGCCCAACACGUUCGUCAAGGUGCUCGAUACCGGACACCUCUACCGGUCGUCGAGGUAUCUCUUUCAAGUGGACUGCCUGAUGGAACUCCAAAAGUACCCAAUGGACACGCAGAACUGCUACCUCAAAGUAGGACUCAUGUCCACGCCCGAGGACACGGCCACCCUGCACUGGAUGGAUGACCCCGGCAGUCCGCAGCGCAACUUCUCGGCCGCCAUUCGCCUCCUGGAGGACAUCAAGCCCCUGCAAUUCGACCUCAAGCUUCCCGUGGCACACUCGGCCACUGAAGCGUGGAUGUUCGAGAACUACACGUACCUGUACGCCAACUUCACCUUCGUGCGCCGACUGACGGCGUCCAUCGUGAACACGUACAUCCCGAGCGGCCUGGUGGUCAGUCUGUCCUGGCUGACCUUCUGGCUGGACGUGUCGGCCGUGCCGGCCAGGAUCACCCUGGGCGUCACCUCCAUCCUGACGCUGGCCACCCAGGUGGUGCAGUCGCGCAGCUCCCUGCCGCCCGUCGACUACCUGAAGGCCGUCGACGUGUGGCUCUUCGUGUGCCUCGUCAUGGUGUUCGCCUCGUUGCUCGAGUACGCCGUCGCCUACAACUUCGAGAAGAUACUGGCCCUGGAACGGAAACGGAAGACCGAGUCACUUCCGGCCGCGAUACGGGUGACGCCCUCUGCCCGAAUCACGCCGCAGGCGUGGCAGAGUGACGGCGUGGGUUCGGCGGCACCGCCUCCCCCCAACUCGCGACCUCCUUCCUCCAGCACGCACGUGGACACCGCAAUGGCCUCUGGGAGCAGCGCGCCAUCUGACGGUGCGACGGCCAACAACCACAACCACGCCCUUGUCACACCGUCCGUGGUGACACUGAGCGUGCCCAACUCCGUGCACAGGCCGGAGACUAACAACGUGGCUCCACCAAGGCCAAUCAAGACGGGCCGGCGACGCAUCUUCCAGCGCAGCUUCACGCUGGGCCAGCUGUGGCAAAAGACCAAUCUUCUGGACAAGGUGUCCCGCAUCGCUUUUCCCGCCGUCUUCUUCUUCUUCAUGCUGAUCUACUGGUCCUACUACCUCUGGUGAAAGCCCUCGUUCUCCGCAGAAGUGCGUGCCGUAUGUGUUCGGGGUGAACUCAGUUUGUCGACGGCCUUACGCAGUGUUUCGUUGAUGACGCCUUCGUUGUAUACUCGCUGCUGGUGUGUGUUUGAAAGAAAAGUCUAACGUGGAACUGGUGUAUGAAUAAAACGCUGCUACUGGUUGUU
This is a messenger RNA of Rhipicephalus sanguineus (brown dog tick), 1985 nucleotides long. Its product is annotated as gamma-aminobutyric acid receptor subunit rho-1. The transcript is spliced from 9 exons. The record is from RefSeq and is a predicted model, not a curated record. Gene Ontology annotation, biological process: signal transduction; regulation of membrane potential; chloride transmembrane transport. NCBI's taxonomy places the organism in Eukaryota, Metazoa, Arthropoda, Arachnida, Ixodida, Ixodidae. Gene Ontology annotation, molecular function: chloride channel activity; transmembrane signaling receptor activity; extracellular ligand-gated monoatomic ion channel activity. Gene Ontology annotation, cellular component: synapse; neuron projection; membrane. Bases 475 to 1806 code for a protein of 443 amino acids.